AUUUAUCUUUUUGAUAUGAAAGAAAGACCUACUAAAGCAAGUCUACACUACACAAAAAUAUAAUCCCUCUUAUUAUUUCCUACUUUCAUCUCCAAACUCCCCCUUUUGAUUUAUUCAAAGAUUUGAACCAUGGGUCAGUCACUCGGGUGUGUUCAAGUGGAACAGUCUAGUGUAGCCGUGAAAGAACAUUUUGGCAAGUUUGAUAAAGUACUUCAGCCUGGUUGUCAUUGUUUGCCUUGGUGCUUGGGGUAUAGGUUGGCUGGUAAAUUGUCGUUACGUGUCAAUCAGCUUGAUGUUCGUUGUGAGACUAAGACAAAGGAUAAUGUGUUUGUGACCAUGGUCGCGUCUGUCCAAUACCGUGCCUUAUCUGAAAAGGCUUCUGAUGCUUUUUAUAAACUCUCAAAUACAAAGCAACAAAUUCAAGCUUAUGUUUUCGAUGUGAUUAGGGCUAGUGUGCCGAAGUUGCUAUUGGAUGAUGUUUUUCUGCAGAAAAAUGAGAUAGCUAGAGGUGUGGAAGAAGAGCUUGAGAAGGCCAUGUCUGGUUAUGGUUUCGAGAUUGUACAGACUUUGAUCGUUGAUAUAGAACCCGAUCAACAUGUGAAGAGAUCCAUGAAUGAGAUAAAUGCAGCUGCUAGAAUGAGAGUUGCUGCAAAUGAAAAGGCAGAAGCUGAAAAGAUUCUGCAAAUCAAGCGAGCAGAAGGGGAAGCAGAAUCCAAAUACCUAUCUGGGCUUGGUAUCGCCAGACAACGCCAAGCUAUAGUGGACGGUCUUAGGGACAGUGUGCUUGCGUUUUCUGAAAACGUGCCAGGAACAUCAGCCAAGGAGGUCAUGGACAUGGUGUUGAUCACUCAAUACUUUGAUACUAUGAAAGAUAUAGGGGCUUCAACAAAGUCAAAUGCUGUAUUUCUUCCCCAUGGACCUGGUGCAGUCAAAGAUAUCGCGUCACAAAUCCGCGAUGGUCUCCUUCAAGCUGAAAAUGGCAAAGCUUAGUUUACAUGUUGGUCAUUGAAAUGCCUGAAUACAUGACGACUCAAGUUCUCUAUGAACAUAUAGGACUUUUUACGAUUAAAGAUGCAUAUAUUGGUAUGAUAUGGGUGUGUAUAUAACUGUUACUAUUGUCUAUGGAUAUCUGUUUGCUCA
Molecule: messenger RNA, 1140 nt
Organism: Erigeron canadensis
Lineage: Eukaryota; Viridiplantae; Streptophyta; Magnoliopsida; Asterales; Asteraceae
Product: hypersensitive-induced response protein 1-like
Exons: 6
Coding region: 130-990 (286 amino acids)
Source: RefSeq, a predicted model, not a curated record